Chiloscyllium plagiosum (whitespotted bambooshark) is the source of this 1573-nucleotide messenger RNA. RefSeq names its product CD164 sialomucin-like 2 (gene cd164l2). Lineage: Eukaryota; Metazoa; Chordata; Chondrichthyes; Orectolobiformes; Hemiscylliidae. Gene Ontology annotation, cellular component: cytoplasmic vesicle. The record is from RefSeq and is a predicted model, not a curated record.
GGAUACAUUUCGCUCACGUGGUCUCCCGGUGAAUUUCCUGCAGCAUCGCAGCUUCUUGCCUCGCUGGGAAACUUCACAGCCUCUUUGCUUUCACUCCCCCUUCCUUAUUUGUUGCCGCUGUUCAGUGUUUAUAACUUUUUAAUUCCACCCCACCCUCCCCUGUCAUUUGCAAGCUGUGUUCCCCCCUCCAACAACUCCCACUCAGAUUUCAGAAGAUGAAGUGGGCAGAGAUUGCGGCAGGAAUUUCGCUGCUGGCGCUACUGUCUGGAGUUUGUGGGGGACAGGCAGCAGAAUGUGCGGAGUUGGAGACAUGUGAACUUUGUAUCACUGGUGAUACUUCGCUGAACCUAACAGACUGCGUGUGGGCACAAUGUAAGUCAGAAAUCUUUUGUGUUGCAAAGACAUCUGAAAAUCUCACUGACUGCACUACACAUGACGAAGUUUCAAUGUGUGAAGGCUCUUCUCAUCGCAUGGCACCAAAUGUCUUUACUUCUAGUAUCACAGACAAUGAGACUCUAUCUUUCCUUGCUACUCCUCCUAUCUUCAAUGCCUCUAAUGCUGUGACUACCUUCAUUUCUACAGCUGCCACUACUGCUAAAGAAGCUUCAUCCACUGCAGAAUCUGAUAUCACCACUGAAAUUCCAACAACGACUCCCGUGUAUUCACCUUCCAGCUUUGACCCAGCCAGUUUCAUUGGAGGCAUUGUCUUGGUUCUGGGAGCUGAGGCAGCAUUUUUCUUUGCAGUCAAGUUCUUCAAGGCACGAGAUGGAACCUACCAAACUCUGAUAUAAUCACAAGGAUGGAAAGAAUGGCUUUGAAGUGGCCAAAAUAAAUCUGCUCACUUCCCAGCAAACACUAUUAAAUGAAGCUGUCUUCACUAAUGCCACGUUUAUAUUGCAUUAUAGUGGAGGAGAUUUAAGAUUCUGUUUGCCUUUGACGUGGUGGAUUGAAUUGGCUACAAAUACUAGAGUACAUCCAGGACUAAUGUUCUGUGCUAUGACCCUCAGUAGCACUGUAUUGAGAUGAUAUUUGUAUACAGAGAUCAAGUGAAAAGAUCUUGUUAAUUGUUUGGUGCUUUUUAUGGACCAGACUACAGUGGCUUUUUUUUUUCAAUAAAAGAUCUUGAUGCAGAGCCUGUUUGGUUUUUUUUUUGGCUUUUUGAGAUUUUUUUUGGUUCAAGAUCUAAAUGUGUAAAUGUUUAAUUCACUUCUGAGAUGAAAUGUCACUUUAUACUGGUUUCUGAAAGUUUGUGUGAAGCUCUGAGAACAGUAAAGAUGAUCAGACCAAUAUAAUUCUAAAGAGUUUUAAGAAUCAGUGCAUUUGGAAACUAUUUGGAAGAGUGAAAUUUAUGUACCAUACUCCUGUAUGCUAGCAAGUCCCAUUUAAUGUUACCAGUACACGUACACGAAACCCUGAGCCAGAAUCCGGUCGUCUAUGAAUGAUUUAGCACCAGGUCCCCCGUGAACAUGAGGUGCUAGUAAAAGAGAGAGGCGGCACCCAUACGGCCGCACUCCAGACCAGAAUCGAAUGGUGAUACACACCGACCAGAGUCGGUUAUCCUAGGCCAACCAGU